Messenger RNA from Adineta ricciae, 1962 nucleotides. The record is from the annotation of a GenBank genome assembly. Lineage: Eukaryota; Metazoa; Rotifera; Eurotatoria; Adinetida; Adinetidae.
AUGGCGACAUCGGUUUACGACGAAGAACAAAUUCGAACUGUACUAAAGUUUAUCUUGCAUCUCAACGAUACAAAUCACAAUCUACGUCGUUUAGUAGGUGAUAUCGAACAUGACAUAACGUUAAUCACCGCUGUCUUUCGUUACUACGAAGCAUAUCAUGAAAUACAGAUCAUGCUCAACUCUGGACCAAGCACUAAUUUGGUUGAUUAUCUUGUUGAACUAGAUCGUUUGAACGAUGCUCAUAAAUAUUUCAAACAGAUACACGCUAAAGAUGAACUGAAACGUUCUGUUGCAUUGUAUAAUAUCGGAAUACAAAAGCUGAUCGAAGAAAGUGAUCGGUUGAUUGUGCAUUACAGCACUCCGAUUAAUCCCGAUGAAUUAAUUGAGGUAUGUAAAUCAACAACGUAUGAACCCGUCAGUGCCGAAGAUGUACAAGUAUCCGAUCUGAGUAUGUUUCGAAUUAUCUUCGAUUGGUUUAAAGAACAUGGAUAUCAGCAAGGUCUACUCGAUCGGUAUGCGACGAAAAGAGGCAGUAUGAUUUGUGAAUCAAUAAAGUUAUUAGCCGAACAUUUAGGACAAAAGUCUGUCCGUCGUGCAUCAAUUAAUAUGUUCACUGUCAACCCACGACUGUCAACACCACAACGUUCCUUUAAUGGUGACAUGAUACGAGAACAUGUGAAGGCACAAUUGACUCGAUUAGGACGGCGAAUAGCACGUUCGCCAGUAUUCAGUGGUAACGACGCGCCAUCACCGCCAUCACGAAGGAAUUCAUUAUUAGUAGUUCCGAAAACGAACGAAGAAGCUGAUUUCGACCGUCUAUUCUCAUCGACGCGUUUUGCUAAUGAUCGAGAAGCAAACCGAUAUAAAUAUUUACUAGAUGCAAUGGUGAUUCUCCUGCUACGUGAAACCGAUUUGUUAUUCUACGUUUUUUCCAACGAAUACAAAUCGCUUGUUCUCAACAAAUUAAUCGAAGUACCGUUGACGUUCUUGUAUACCGAAGCACAACAGCUCUGCACGGCAAUUGAAGAAUCGCCAAAUAAGAUCUACGAUGGAAAAUUUGCUUUCUACGCUCUUGUUUCUAUUAUUCGAUGGCUUCAUAGUUCUAAACCUUUCUUGGCCAAAUUUUAUAAGGAAAAUGACAUGAAGUCGCCUCAACAACAAUUUACUCAUACACUCUUACCAAUCUUCGAAAACUCGUUAAUCGAAUAUCUUCGUUUGACAUUGAAUGAAAUUCAAAAUGACUCAUCACCAUUAAGUCCAGGUGGGCAAGUACAUCCAUUGACUGUUCACGUGUUAGAUUACAUGGAAGAUUACUUGAGCUAUGAAGACACUAUCAUCAAAUCUUACCAUAAUCGAAGUGACACUACCAGUCAAUCUCGUGUUCAUUUGGCGGAUCUCUAUCGAGUACUUUGCACGAAUAUCUUUGAAAAGAGGGACGACCUGGUUCUACAUGAUGAUACAAUCAUUCGCGCGAUAUUUCUUAUCAAUAAUACCAAUUACAUUCUAAAACGAAUUGAAAAGUCAUCUCUGUCAUCGGUUGUGGACAAAAUACAUCCGAAUCUGAAGAUGAAUACCGAAAAUUGCAUCGGAAAAAGUAUCAAAAUUUAUAUAAAAUGUUGUUCGCCCAUUGUCAACGCCAUACAACAAAUGUUUCAUUAUGAUAACCAACACCAUCUUACCAAUCAUCAAUUAAGAGAUUGCGAUCGUGAUCAACUGAAAAGAAACUUCUUGAUAGUCAAUUCGGCGAUCGAUGCAUUUCAACGACAACAUCAAGAAUAUAUCAUUGAUGAUGUUCAAUUACGUGAUCAACUAAAAUCAGAAAUUAAGAAGACAAUUCUUGAUAUAUUCACCAAAUAUCAUUCGAAAUUUGCAAGCAUGCAUUUCACCCAUAAUCCAGAGAAAUACGUUCGUUACACUCCAGCCAUACUCGACCAUUUGAUUGAACAACUUUUUGAGAAUUGA